UCCAAGCGCGGAUGCUCUGGGACUUCCUACUCCUAACAUCAAUCUUAGGUUACCAGUGUGACUUUAAUGAUUUUCACCCGAGUUUCUUCAUAGACAUUUUUUUGUUUGGAGCUGGAAUUCUUCGCAGGCUCAAUAUGAAGAGUACACGGCUUUCUGGCGUGUGUUAUCAUUUAGGAUAGGCAAAGAAAUACCUUCAGUAUGGAGACAUUCCUACCAACUGGAAACUGAAACAAACCGAUUUUCUGCAAUGUCAACGCUGAUAUUUAUGCCAUUCCUUCUCCUGGGGUUGAGAGUAACUGAGACAGCCACAGAAACAUGGAGGCAAUGUACAGGUUCGCUUCCCCUGGAUCUUCUAUCUUUUGUCCUUGAGAGGGACCCAUCCAAACUUGUGCCGGGGGUGCACAUGAAGCAGGCCGGCGGGGUGAGGGGGAUUCAUUUCUCAAGCCCUGAUACCGCACUGAGCUUUCCCUCCUCCCAGAUACUGGUGAACUGUGACCUCUUCCCCAAGGAAUUCUCCAUCGUUCUGACAUUAAAAGUCACCGACGGUGCACCCAAGGGGAAUGAAUAUGUGUUUUCUCUGAUGGGGCCGAAAGGACGACCAGUGGAUCAGAACAAAGAGGAGAACGAUGGAGGCAGCAGCUUGAAAAGCAAUAAAGAGUCAAGUAUCACCGGAGAAGAGCAACACAGUCAGAAGACGAGAGUCAAAAGUGAUGGACGCCUCAUUCUUGGACUUAAAUUCUCGGGAAAGCGUCUGCACUUCCUUUAUAAAGGUCACAGAGGGGUUGUAGAGCACUGGGAGUUUCGAGGCACCCAGCUGGCUGACAGCCAGUGGCACACUCUUGUUUUAGCCAUUGGUAGUCAUCACGUGAAGCUCACAGUGGAUUGCAGCUCACCAGUGGAAAUCAUUCCCUCCAGGCCUUUCCCUUCAGACCUCAACAUUCAGGGAUCCAGAUUCCACAUUGGUAGUCGGGGGUUGUGGAAGGGCUUGUUUUCAGGUCUAAUGCGACAGCUGGUUUUGGUGCCAGGCUCAGAUGCUACCCAUCAGAUCUGCCCCUCUUCUGACCCCCAGCUAGCAGCUCUGUCAGUACCACCACUGUUUUUAGACCUGCCAGCCACAGGAGCAGAAGAUGAUAGACAUGUGAAUACCCAUGAAACUGAAGCUAGAGUGUCUGUGGGCUUGGAGAAGUCAUGCUCGGAGCAGCUACAGGGCCAGCUGUGGUUUAAUCCCCUCAAAAAGGGCCUCUACCUCUGUGACAGUACAGUUUGGAUCACUGUGUUAGAGGAUCGCAAAAGGCUGGACUAUGUGCUGGAACAUCAGGUGCUCACCACCAGCUCAGAGACCCACGACAUAGAGCUGUUCCAGGUACCUGGUAUGGGUCUGAUGGCUGCUAUGGCCCAUCGGUCGGCAUCUGGCUCUGCUGUGUAUCUCUGGACUAAAACAGGUUUCCAACUCUAUCAGAAUAUCAGCACCAAUGGAGCCCUGGCUUGGAGGCAUUUCAGCAUGGGCAAUAAGAUAUAUCUGGUGGUGUCUAAUUCUGGGGGAGACAGGCGAUUUAACAAAGAGUCAGAGGCGGACUUUUCUGUGAUUUACAAGUGGAGCAAAAGGAGAAAAAGAUUUGUGCAGUUCCAGACUCUGCAGACUCACUGUGCCCGAGACUGGGAGGCAUUUAAUAUAGAUGGACAUACAUAUCUUGCUGUCGCUAAUCAUAGACAAGGUGACAAGAAUCACACUAUAGACAGUGUGAUAUACAGGUGGAACAGAUUAUCAAAGUCUUUUGAGGUCCACCAGAUGCUCCAGACUUCAGGGGCGUACGACUGGGAGUUCUUCACUGUCGGACCUUACUAUUUCCUGGUGGUCGCCAAUGCUUUUGAUGGCGUGACCACUUCUUUAGACUCCGUCAUCUACGUUUGGGUGAAUGGAAACUUCCAGGUGUUCCAGAAAAUUAAGACGUUCUGUGCCACAGACUGGGAAAUGUUCCAGAUUGACAGCAGAGUUUUUUUGGUUGUUGCCAAUGGACACAGACUCCAUGGUAAUGGACCGAGUCAGUACACCAUUAACUCCACUAUCUAUGAACUGGACAUGAGUGCACAGCUGUUUGUCCGCUUCCAGGACAUUGUCACCUACAGUGCAGUGGAUUGGGAGUUCUUCAGCCUCGGGCAGGAAUAUUUUCUGGUUGUUGCUAACUCCUUCAAUGGAGAAUCCUACUCUCUCAACAGCAUUCUCUACAGGUGGCAGGGAUAUGAAGGAUUCGUUCCUGUUCAUUGGCUGCCAACGAUCGGGUGCAGUGACUGGGAAUUUUUCAGUGCUAAAGGAGAAUCAUAUUUAAUCUACUCCAGUGCGAAGGCACCACUCUCCAAAGUGUUCAUGCUGAAAACCUACUAGACAAACAAACAAAAAAAGUGUGGCUUUGUGUCCUGCAUUUGUGUAAUUGUACACAAUCUAUCACGUAUGAAAAUAAUUUGCAAAAGGUCAUUUAAAAAGGUCAUUUAAUGGUUAAAUUAAUUAUUGAAAUUUUAUUGACUUUUUAAAUUAUUGUCUGCUCAGAAAUUCCCUCAGGGUGUUGGCUGGGGUACCUUUGCAGUGAUCAGCCCUGCAUACAGUCACCCUCCGCACAGUGAUAUGUUAACAACUGAUGUACCUCAUUUUAACACAAAAAAAUCAC
This is a messenger RNA of Neolamprologus brichardi, 2663 nucleotides long. RefSeq names its product thrombospondin-type laminin G domain and EAR repeat-containing protein-like. The record is from RefSeq and is a predicted model, not a curated record. Lineage: Eukaryota; Metazoa; Chordata; Actinopteri; Cichliformes; Cichlidae. Gene Ontology annotation, biological process: signal transduction.